CCAUACAUCCGCGUCUCCUCUCAAAGUCGAGAAGCUAUAUCAGUGCUGACCGCCCUGCUCAUCUUGGUCUUCAUCACAACCAUAACUUAUCAAAAUCUAACACGACAUCAACUGUUCAAAGCCAAGACCAUCUACCAACAGCAUAGCUAUGGACUACUCAUCAAUCCUCACCUUCCUCUACUCGCAGUUCUUCAUUGUACCCGAGUAUCCGGAGAAGUCAUGUAAAGGACAAGUCUUCAUCGUCACUGGAGCCAAUGUCGGCCUUGGUCUCGAAGCAUCUCGCCACUUGGUACGCCUAGGUGCAGACAAGGUCAUUCUUGCAUGCCGAAACCUGGAGAAAGGUGAAGCUGCCGUCAAGGACAUCGAGCAAAGCACCAAGAGAACCGGAGUCGCAGAAGUAUGGUCAUUGGACCUGUCUUCCUUUGAAAGCGUCAAGGAGUUUGCCAAGAAGGUCGAUACGCUUCCUCGAAUUGACAGUAUCGUUGAGAACGCAGGCAUCUCCACCACAAAGUUCCAAGUGUUUGAGGGUAACGAGUCUACAAUUACAGUGAAUGUGAUCUCAACAUUGCUCCUCGCCCUUCUUGUCUUGCCCGCUCUGAAGCGUUCUGCUCAGAGACACAACAUCCAACCUCGACUCACAAUCGUCGCCUCCGAAGUCCACCACUGGACAAACAUUCCAGAGCGCAACAAGAGGGACUCCAUUUUCGAAGCUCUGGCUUCACCCGAAGACUCGGAAAUGGGUAUCAGAUACCCCGUCAGCAAAUUGCUCGAUGUCUUCGGUACUCGCGCCCUUGUCGAACGCACACCUUCAUCCUACCCCGUCACCAUCAACACCAUGAACCCUGGCUUCUGCUACAGUGAACUCUCCAGAGAAUCUAGCGGCAUCGGCUUCUGGCUCAUGUACAAACUGCUGGCCAGAACUACCGAAGUCGGCGGCAGAACCCUUGUCGCCGCAGCUCUGGGCUCACCCGAAACCCACGGACAGUACAUGAGCAACAGCAAAGUCGAGGAACCAUCAAAAUUCGUCAGGAGCGAAGAGGGCAAGAAGACGCAAGAGAGAGUUUGGGCAGAGCUCAGCGCAAAGCUCGAGCAGAUCCAACCUGGUAUUCUGCAGAACAUCUGAGCUUGAGUGGGUUUGAUCAGUUUCACAGUCUGAUGUUUUUGCAAGAGUGUUGUGGCAGAUGUUCAUGUCAAGAUGAAUGUGGAGUCGGCCCGUUGCGUCAAUUUUCUUAUUACCAGGUUUUCGUUUUUUCAGCAUCCAUUAGGUUGUAUAGUGUAAUGGUUAGCACAUCGGAUUCUGAUUCCGGUAAUCCCAGUUCGAUCCCGGGU
This is a messenger RNA of Aureobasidium pullulans EXF-150, 1329 nucleotides long. Its product is annotated as NAD(P)-binding protein. The record is from RefSeq and is a predicted model, not a curated record. Lineage: Eukaryota; Fungi; Ascomycota; Dothideomycetes; Dothideales; Saccotheciaceae. The transcript is spliced from 2 exons. The coding region runs from base 149 to 1123 and encodes 324 amino acids.